AUGCAAGUUAUCUUUUUUUUUUUUUUUUAAUUACAAGAUAUCGUAAGUAAGAUUUAGUUUUGUAUAAUUCCAAAUAAUGUCAAUAGAUGCAAGUAUAUAUGUGUAAUUAAGUGGUUAAGAUUCAAUUAAGGCUCCAGCUGGUAUCUCCUAAUGAAAACAAUCUAGUCUUUAGUAUGGGAAAACAAUAGCUGCUCUUUUUGUCAUAACUCAAAAAAAACAGGACAAAAUCAGAUAUUUCUUUCCGUUAUUGUCCGUUUCCCAUUUGCAGUGUUUUUUUCUUCCAUUUGACAGUUAUAAUUCAUUUUGAGUGUUUUGAAGAAUAGUUUGUUGUGCAUGUGAAUAACAACCAUGAUAUAACCAUUAAGAUAUUUUCCAUAGAUGGGUUAGGUGAGAUGCAUUAGGUUAGGUUAGGAUGGGUUGUGCCAGGCUAGGUUAGGUUUGGUCAGAUUAGGUUAGGUCAGGUUAGGGUAGGUCAGGUCAGGUUAAGUAAUGUUGAUUUUGGUUUAGAUUAGAGAUAUAAAUUUAUUAGUUUGGUUUAGUCUUAGAUUAGAGAUUUUGAUGUACGUUUGGUCAGGUUAGGUUAAAAUUAGCUUGGCUAGAUUUUAGAUUUAAUUUGAUUUGGUUUAAGUUGAGGCUGGAUUUACGUUGUCACGUUAGGCUAGUGUCACACGAUCACGAUGUUAACUCUGCGCCUCCCGACGUCAGGCCGCACGCCGACGGUUUAGGAAUUUUCAAAACCAUCGGCGCCGUCCCCGACACGUCAGUCACCCGUCGGCAGUAAGUCACGACCGUUGGUGUCCAUCUCAACAACGUUUCGACUAUGGUGGUAACGUAAUUCUGGCAACACGACAUUUUCUAACGUCUGGAGGCGUCGGGAGUCAAGAUCGUGAACGUGUGACACUUAGGUAAGAUUUAGUAUGGUUAAGAUUUGUGAAGUUGUUUAUUUAUUUAUUUAUUUAACGAUAAGUAUCCGUGAUGUGCUUCGCGCCGCGCCUUUGUCGUCAGUCCCUGGCGGCGAGGCGCGGGUCGAAGCCGCCCGCUGAGGCGCGUGUUCUCCCACACACUUCAUGGCUGUUUUCACACGUGUUUCAUCUCGGUACUCUUUCCUGUUGACUUCGAGGAGGCUCAAAGAAUUAAGGAAAACUUUUUAUAGACAGUGAAAGAAAGAAAGACAAAAAAAGGAAAUUAGAUAGGAAAAGAAAAGAAGGAAAAGAACAUAAAAAGAAGCAGAAGGAAAAGACAGGAAAAAAAUAACUUAGAAAUAAACGAAAAAGUGAAAAGAAAAAAAGAAAACAAAAACAAAUGUGAAAGAAGGAAAAAAAAAAGAUAGAAAUUGUGAAAAGAAAGAUAGAAGAGAAAUUUAAAAGAAAAAGAGGAAAAGAGGAAAAAUAGAGAAAAAAAGACUAGUGAAAGUGACUCAUUUUCUCUCCCACUUUCAUUUUCUCUCCGGUGGUGAAAAGUGAAAGUGAUGAAGAUGGUGAUGAAGAAAUGGUGAUGAAAAUGGUGGUGCUUUUUAUCAACUAACCACCACAACCACCACAACCACCACCACCACCACAACCACCACCACCACCACCACCACCACCAUCACCUCCACCACCACCACCACCAUUUAAAAGUCCCAGAAGCCCAUCACCACCAUCACCACCACCUCCACCACCAUCACCACCACCACUAUCACCACCACCACGAGGAAUGAGGAGUGAGGGGAGGGGAGGGGGAGGGAAUGAGGGUGGAGAGGAGGGAGAGGUAGUCAUCCCCUCCUCUCUUCCCCUCCUUUCCCUCCAGUGAGAGGAGAGAAAAGCCCCUCCACCCCCUCUUCCUCCUCCUCCUCCUCCUCCUCCUCCUCCUUUUUUUCCUCCUCCAAUCAUGAGCUUCUUCCACCUCCUCCUCCACCCACGUCGUUUCUUCCUCCACCUCCACUUCUUCCUCCUCCUCCUCCUCCUCCUCUUCCUCCUCCAGUUGCCUCAUCUCUCCUCCGCCCUAUGGCUUGGUGAGUGUGGCCGGGCCCUGGGCAUGGAGAGCGGUGCCAUCCCUGACGAGGCCAUCUCCGCGUCCUCGUCCCAUGACCUUAUCGUGGGCCCGCAGAACGCCAGGGUACGCAUGGAGAAGGAGGGCGGCGCGUGGUGUCCCAAGGGCCAGGUAUCCCCGGUGUCGCGCCAGCACCUUACCGUGGACCUGGGCGCCGUGCAUGUGGUGACGGCGGUGGGGACCCAGGGGCGCUUCGGGAACGGCAAGGGGCAGGAAUAUACCGAGGCUUACAUGCUGGAGUAUUGGCGGCCGGGAAUUGACUCCUUCAUCGUCUACAACAGCGGCUACGGGAACGAGACGUUCUCAGGUAACAUCAACACUUACCUGGAGCAGCGUAAUCAGCUGGCGCCGCCCCUCCUGGCCAGCAAGGUGCGCUUCAUACCUGUCUCCAGCCUCCCCAGGACCGUGUGCCUCAGAGUAGAGCUUUACGGGUGCAACACUACAGGUGGACUCAUUAGCUACGAGGGUGUGGACGGGCAGGUGAGGGAUCCGGGCUUCCAGUUAGCCGAUGACUCCUACGACGGUCUGGAGAGUCCCGGCCUACUUCGACACGGCCUGGGACAACUUUACGACGGAGAGCUGGGACGACCCCUCAACCAGCUCCAGCUCCAGGCGUACGGCAGGGGCAAGGGCUGGGAGUGGGUGGGGUGGUCUCGUCGUCACCUGGAGGACUUACCGCUGUCUCUCACCUUCACCUUCGAGAGCAUGAGGAACUUCUCUAGUCUCGCCCUGCACGUGUUCUCCAGCCCUGAGUAUGAGUAUUCGCUCCCUUCCAAACUUGAGGUCCACUUCGGCGACACCAACACCACCAGCUUCCACGACCAGGUGUUGAGUUCCCCCUCCUCCUGGCCCGGCUCCCUCCCCCCCGGCAGCCACAACCUCACCCUCGACCUUCAUCAGCGCACCGCCAGCAUCCUCAAGGUCAUCCUCCACUUCCCAGGCCCGUGGUUGGCGCUCAGUGAGGUGUAUUUCGCGAGUGAGCCGUGCACGUGCAACCUCACCACCUGGAACACGGGCGAGACAUCUUCCCCAGCGGAGCACACGGCCGGGCGACGAGACGAGCCCAGGGACGUGUCAGCUGUGUCCGCCGUGCACGCCCACACCCGCGCGUACAUGGGCGUGGUCAUCGGCUUCGUGGUGGGCGUGUUCGUGCUAGUGGGCGCCGGGCUACUCAUCUACGUGCGACGCCUCAGAAAGAAGAAGUCAUCACCCCAUGUUCUGAAGGGGCCAUUGAGUGACUCCCCUUCGGUAGCAUAUGACCUCAAGUCCCUCAGAAUGGCUACAUCGUUCUCCGGGGUGAGUGGGGUGAGUGGGGUGAGUGGGGUGCCCGGUGGAGGACCCUACGGCGCUGUCCCUGUCCCUGAUGAAGAAGGAUCGCUGUACCAUGAGCCAUACAAGAACUUCUCCGCUUCCGAGUACAGUGUUGCCACCAUCGGGCGUCACCUCAGCGACUACGGCAAAGAUGGGGUCGUGAAUGGGGUGGUUAGUGGAGGUGGGGGUGGUGGGGAGUAUGCGGUGCCGAUUCUCUCCACCCCACCGCCCCCCUUCAAUACGGCGGCGACCACUCCUAUAUCAGCACCUGCCCCCUUCACGCAUCCCUCCACCCCGAUCUCGGCAGCCCCCUCGAUGUAUAGCUCACCAGGGCCCGCACCCCCUCCCGCGCUUCCCCCCGGGGGCUUCAACACCCUCAUGCGUCUGUGCCCCGCCCCCCCACCGCCCCCCGUGCCGCCCCCCUGGAGAAGUACAGCUCACCCCUCGAUAUGUAAGGGCGUGUCCGUGGUGGGCCCGUGCGGCGUGGCUCAGUACCGCAUCGAGGGCAUGAGCACGCUUAAGCCGCGCAGCCCUAAGGAACUGGCUAGGCAGGCGCUCUCCUACACCGAUAAGCUGGGCGAGGGGGACUUUGGGACGGUGCACAUUGGGGAGGUGCCGGCGUCGGUGGGAGAGGCAGGAGGAGGAGAAGAAGGAGGAGGAGGAGGAGGAGGGGGAGGAGGAGGAGGAGGCUUACGGAAGGGGGGAAUGAGACAAGUUGUGUUGGCCUCGUUAAAACCUGAAGCCAAUCCUGAGGUGCGCGAGGAGGGGUGGCGCCAGGCCCAGCUCCUCGCCACGCUCACGGAACCUCACCUGGCUGGUCUGAUUGGGGUGGUGAGCCGUGACAACCCUCUCGUGCUAGUGCUGGAGUACCUGCCGCUGGGGGACCUUAACCAGUAUCUGAGGCGCCACGUUCCAGACACCACAACCCCGAGACUCAACCACAUGAGGCCUAUCAGCUACGGGUCUCUCAUCUACAUGGCGACGCAGGUGGUGGCCGGGAUGAAGUAUCUGGAGGCGCAUAACAUCACCCAUCGAGACCUCGCCACUAGGAACGUGUUGGUCGGCCAGGGCCAAAGCGUCAAGAUCACCUGCAUUGGGUCCUGUCGCUCGCUCUACGCCGGGGACUAUUACCGCAGCGAGGCGCACUCCAGCCCGCUACCCGUGCGCUGGAUGAGCUGGGAGGCGCUGUUCCUGGGUAACUUCAGCAGCCGCAGUGACGUGUGGUCCUUCGGCGUGACCCUGUGGGAGAUGUUGACACUGGGUCGGCAGCAGCCCUACGAGACGCUACCAGACGAGGGGGUGAUUGAGAACCUGGCGCACUACUACCACGAUGACGGCAUGGAGGUGCACCCCAGCCAGCCCGCCCUCUGCCCCAAGGAGAUCUAUGACUUGAUGCUGGAGUGCUGGCGGCGGAACGAGGCGGAUCGACCGAACUUUCGCGACAUGCACGUUUUUCUCCAGCGCAAGAACCAAGGAUACUGCCCCGAGGCGUGAAGGAUGCGGUGGGUGACUCUCUACGACAAGGACAACCAGGUACUCCUUCAGCGCGUCGGGUAAAGGAUGCGUAGGAGGUUACCUGGCCUUACCUUCUUACCUGUGGCGGGCGGACCCUUACCUGGUGUGACGGAGAUGCGCAUUAAGACCACGAGCAUGUAAAUUUACCUUGACUACCUGGCCUGAAACGGAGAAGAAGAAGAAGAAGAAGAAGAAGAAGAAGAAGAAGGUUGAUUUUGGUGUAGGUAAGGAAUGAGAGAGAGAGAGAGAGAGAGAGAGAGAGAGAGAGAGAGAGAGAGAGAGAGACAGGUGUGGUCUAACUUCUAAUUUGGAGACUUCACAGGUAUCGAAAGUGAAAGUGAGGGAAGUUAUCGUGUGUGUGUGUGUGUGUGUGUGUGUGUGUGUGUGUGUGUGUGUGUGUGUGUGUGUGUCCCAAGUUUGUUUUGGUCAAGAAAAUUCUGUUGGUGAGGAUUUUUCUUGCUAAAGGUUAAGGAAGGAUAUUUUUUGGAAAGUUAAGAAGAAGAAGAAGAAGAGGAAGAGGAAGAGGAAGAGGAGGAAGAUUAUGCUCUGGACUCAGGAAAACCAGGCAAGUAUAUUUUUUUGUCCUGCUUUUGAGAGAGAAUGAAAAAAACAAAAAUUAAAAUACAGGUCCUUUGAUUAAGUGUGUGUGUGUGUGCGUGUGUGUGUGUUCAGGUGAUGGUGUUAAUUAGUGAGCAGGUAAAGGUGUGGUGAUGAUAGUGAUUUGGUGAUGAUGAUGGUGAUGAUAGUGACGUGGAGUAUAGUGAAAAAGACAUGAGUGGAAAAACAUGGAUGGAAAAUAAUAAAAAAAAUGAUGAAUAGUGAAGAUUAGAAGUGAAAUAUUAAAGAUGGUGAAAAAAGAGAUUACAGUGAAGGAAUAAUGAGAGAAAAAAAAACUUCCUUCCUGUGUUAGAAAAAUAAAAGAAAACCAAACAUGAAAGAGAGCAAACAAAGAAUAGGGAAUUACAUUGUUUAAAGUGAUUGACAGUGAAAUUGAAGAUAGAGAAGGGAGACAAAAAAAAAUACAGUGAAAGAAGUGUAAUCAAAUAUUGCGUGUGAAAAAAGAAAAGGUUGAAAAUUGAAGAAAAAAAGUAGAAAGUGAUAUUUGAGUGAAGACAAAGAUGAAGAAGAAAAUUGAAAGAUGAAGAAAAAUAUGCAGUAUAGUGAAGAAACAAUAUAAGUGAAGCUUGUGUUAGAAAGAGAGAAGGUUGAAAUUUGAAGAAAAAAGGAGAAAGUGAAAUUUGAGUGAAGACAAAGAUGAAGAAGAAUAUUGAAAGAUGAAGAAAAAUAUACAAUACAGUGAAGAAACAAUAUAAAAAAAGCUUGUGUUAGAAAGAGAGAAGGUUGGAAAUUGAAGAAAAAAAGCAGAAAGUUGAUUUUGAGUGAAGACAAAGAUGAAGAAAUAAAUUGAAAGAUGAAAAAAAGAUAUACAGUAUAGUGAAAAAAAACAAUAAAAAAAAGAAAAGGUUAGAAAUUGAAGAAAAAGCAGAAAGUUGAUUUUGAGUGAAGACAUAGAUUAAUAGUGAAUUGAAUGAUAGUGAAGAAAAUUAAACAGUACAGUGAAGGAAUAGUGAGAGUUUUCCAGUGUAUGAUGCCUUACUGUGGUGAACAUGGACGAAACCGAAAGAAUAGUGUCUUGAUAUAGUGAAGAAUAGAGAUAUUUUUAACGGAGGAAAGUUGAAAGAUUGAAAUACCGGUAGUUGAAGGAUUGCAGUGGAAAGAGGAAUAGGGAUUGAAUGAUGAUGAUGAUGAUGAUGGUGAUGAAAGACAAUUGUGACGACUGAUUAUUUUUUGAGGUGAUGUGAAGAUGGUGAAAAUGAUGAUGAUGAUGAGGAUGAUGUGAUGUUGAUGGUAAUGGAAGGUUUUUUUUUUAUAUAUAUGACAGAUGAAUGGUUAUAUUUGUUGUUGGGAAAGGAAGACAUGUAAAGAAAGUAAGAUGAUGAAAAUAGUGAAGAUAAAGAACAGAAAGAGAAGUGAACGUCAGGGAAAGAAAGAGAGAUGAGAAAUAUAGAAAGAAAAUAAAGAAAGGAAGAAGAAAAAGGAUGUGAAAGAGAAAGGAAAAGAAAGAAGGAAAAAUAAAUGAAAAAAAAAGUUGCUCAGCAGUGUUCACAAAAACAACAAACAAAACAAAACAACCAAACCAAGAAGCAAACAAGCAAGCAAACAAACACCAUUCCUUACACCAGGUCAGGUCGGGUCAGGCCAAACGCCAGGUCGGGUCACGCCUCCCACGGGUCAGAGGUCAACAAUGUCACGGGUCACUCGCCAAAAAUCUUUCCUCUCUAACUGAAACCAAAAAUCAAAAGAAAAGAUCGAAAAGAAAAUGAAAAAAAUCUUGUGUUUAUUGUAGUAACUUAUUUUCCCUCUAUUCUCACGCCAGACGGGAGGCUCAAGGCUGCGGCACCAGAGGGCGGCGCUGCCCGGCUCGGCGGCUCGAAGAAAACGGGAAACAGUCGUCGUGCUCAUUAUAGUGACUUAUUUCUCCCCUGCUCUCCCGCCAGGUGGGAGUGUUUGGAGCCGCACCGCCAGGCUCGUCCACUGGGGUCCUCAACUAUAUAGGGGAGAAUUCCCCGUCAGGGGGGAAUUUCAGGGUUGCAAGGGGGGGACUUUGGACGGGCAGAUUUAGGCAUUUUGAAUGCUGACCUUUUUAUGGCCUUCACGCUCCCCGGGGCGGCACAACGCGCAGCAGCAUGCACCAGUUGCCUGCUGCCGCGGCCCACCGGACCGUGUGCCACAAGCUCCUGAACCGUAGGGUUCAAAAUAGCUCACCUAUAGACGGGGCUGCCACACUUACGCUCUCCCCGGGCCUCCUGCAAUGAGUUCCCCCCACACCCCAGCGGUAAAGGGACGCCUCCGCGCCCCCUCCCGCAGGGGAGGUGUGGCUCAUGCUUUGGAGUCAGACUCUCUUGCCAAGGGGAAUGGAAUUCUGACACACGGUGACGAGGGUGCACCGGGCAACAAGGGUUGACAACCAUGGCUCGUACACUCGGCUGGUUCAGCCUGCGGCCCGUCAGUGGCGCCAUCUGGUGGGGCAGCCUUGACCGUCCUUCCCGCGGAACGAAAACAUGUGCCAAAUAAUCUAGACGUCUGUGGAUGGUCAAGUGAACGUCCACGUCGGUGUUUACGUCGAAUCAAAACUCAUGUGUCAAAAAAUCUAUGUGUCAAACUUGUGUCAAAAUAUAACUUUGUGCCAAAACUAUCUCGUGCCAAGACGUGCCGAAGUGUUUACCAAGUGUUCACCAAGUGUGUCAUCAAAUGUCUUUACUAUUUACUCAUGUAUUUUGGGCUAUGAUGUUUACAGUGUAUCCAGAUGUGUUAUUAUUGUUAUUAUUAUUAUUAUUAUUAUUAUUAUUAUUAUUAUUAUUAUUAUUAUUAUUAUUAUUAUUAUUAUUUUGUGUUGUUAUUGUCUUCUCUUCCCCUUUUCCUCCUCUCUUCCCCUCUCCUCCACACCUUUCGUAAUGUUUAUAGAUUUAUAUGCAUUUUUUCUCAUUAUUUGCCGCUACUUACAUCUGUUAAUUCAUUGUUUGUUUAUUUAUUAUUUUACUAUUUUUUAUUCGAAUUUAAAAGCAUAAGUAUUAUACAAAGAAAUUGAUACUUUUAAUGGUGCUUAUUCAAUAUCAUUUCGGUGCCAAAUAUAAUAAUGAUAAUAAUAAUAAUAAUAAUAAUAAUAAUAAUAAUAAUAAUAAUAAUAAUAAUAAUGAUAAUAAUAAUAAUCAGGACUACUAAUAAUAACUGUACAUGAACGAAACUAUUUAUUAUACAUAUAUUUUUAGGAUAAGAUGAAUGUAAAAAAAAGAAAAGAAAAUAAACGCGAACGAAACGAAACAAAAGAAGAAAACAAAGAAAUAUCAAUCAUUUUUUUCUUUAACAAAUUACGUGAAGCAAAAAAGAAGAAAAAGAAAAAAAGGAAAGAAAAGAAAAAUGACGAAAUGAAACAGAAAAAAGAAGAAAAAAAAAGAAAAUGAAGAAAUGUUAAUCUUUUUUUUCUUGAUCAUUCCACGUGAAGACAAAAAAAAGAGAAAAAGAAAAGGAAGACAAUAAACUUUUUUCCUUAACAAUUCACGAGAAGACAAAAAAGAAGAAAAAAGAAAAUUAAGAAUUGUUAAUCUUUUUUUUAUCAUUCCACGAGAAGAAAAAAAAGAUAAAAAGAAAAGGAAGACAAUCAACUCUUUUUUUUCUUGAACAAUUCACGAGAAGACAAAAAAAUGAAAAAGAAGAAAUACUAUUUUUUUCUUUAAUAAUAUAAUUCACGAGAAACAAAAAAAAAAGAAGAAAAGAAAAAAGAAAAGGAAAGUAAAACAAAUCAACUGUUUUCUUUCUUUAACAUUCCACAAGAAGCAAAAAAAAAAAAAAGAAAAAAAAAGAAAA
This is a messenger RNA of Eriocheir sinensis (Chinese mitten crab), 9222 nucleotides long. Its product is annotated as discoidin domain-containing receptor tyrosine kinase B-like. Gene Ontology annotation, molecular function: ATP binding; protein tyrosine kinase collagen receptor activity; collagen binding. NCBI's taxonomy places the organism in Eukaryota, Metazoa, Arthropoda, Malacostraca, Decapoda, Varunidae. Gene Ontology annotation, cellular component: signaling receptor complex. The coding region runs from base 1870 to 4836 and encodes 988 amino acids. The transcript has 17 exons. Gene Ontology annotation, biological process: protein phosphorylation; cell surface receptor protein tyrosine kinase signaling pathway; positive regulation of kinase activity. The record is from RefSeq and is a predicted model, not a curated record.